Molecule: messenger RNA, 1884 nt
Organism: Cyphellophora attinorum
Lineage: Eukaryota; Fungi; Ascomycota; Eurotiomycetes; Chaetothyriales; Cyphellophoraceae
Product: Polyadenylation factor subunit 2
Exons: 2
Coding region: 1-1884 (627 amino acids)
Cellular component (GO): mRNA cleavage and polyadenylation specificity factor complex
Molecular function (GO): protein binding
Source: RefSeq, a predicted model, not a curated record
AUGGGGGACCGCUUCAAUGACCCAGAUGAUCCUAUGUUCCUGCGGAAGCGUAGGCCGCGACCCGUGACCGACUACGGAUCAUCAAUGGUGCAAUGGACCACAAACCGCAAGCCAGCCUACAGAGGAACAUCGCAUUACGAACAGGAGAGACCGUCACUCAGCUAUGUCCUGGACGUGCUUCCGCCCAUCGCACGUCGAGAUAGCCCGGCUGAAUCAAUACCUGUCCGGCAUCUUCACACAUCACUUGGCAAGUCCAAGAAACCUGUGACAAUUGUACGGUGGAUGCCGGAUGGACGACGUCUACUAGCUGGCGUCCACAAUGGCGAAUUCAUGCUCUGGAAUGGCAUGUCCUUCAAUUUUGAGACAGUCACUGCUAUGGGCAGCUCCUCCCUCAGAGCAGCAGAAUGGUCGAACCGAAAGGACUGGCUGAUCGCCGCCAACGAUGAAGGCACCGUCUACUAUCUUCAACCCACUCUCAACAAUCCACAUCAGUUCAAAGCACAUGAAGCUCCGAUCCGAGAUCUCGCCUUCUCUCCAACCGAUACCAAAUUCGUCACAGCCUCCGAUGACAAUAAUCUCAAAGUCUGGGACUUUCACACUUCCCAGAUGGAGUCUACCUACACAGACCACGGCUGGGACGUCAAAGCCUGUGACUGGCAUCCAACAAAAGGCCUCGUAGUCUCUGGAUCCAAGGAUCACAGUGUCCGUCUCUGGGAUCCACGCACCUCACGGAACCUCACGACACUACACGGCCACAAGAACGCCAUCACCGCAACUUGCUUUUCACGCGUACAGGACCAGCUGCUCGCCACCAGUGCUCGUGAUGGGCAAACGCGAAUUUUCGACCUUCGCCUCAUGCGCGACGUUGCCAUUUUGCGUGGACACGAGAAAGGCGUCACCACAAUGGCAUGGCACCCCAUCCACGCGUCCCUCCUCUCGACUGGCGGCGAAGACGGUGCUCUACACACAUACCUCCUCACUGAACCAAACACGCCCGCCGGCAUCUCCACCGCGACCGUAUCACCAUACGCAACACCAGAACCAAAAUCCGCCCCUGCACAGUCGAUCUACCCUGCCCAUCGCAUCACCUACGCCCACGAAUCCGCCAUCUGGUCCAACGACCACUUCACACGCUUCUGGUCUCGCUCCCUGCCAGGUCAGACGGACUGCUUCAAGGACCAGUACCAUCUCGGCGAGGAAGGUGCAGAAGCACAGGGCACAUGGGACAGAAAACAUGGCAGCAAAGCACGUCGCGAAGCUGAGAUGCAAGAAGAGGAGGACGAAAGAGAAGUUGAGCAGGACCAAGCGCAACAACAACAGGGCAACCUGCCUGGCUUGCCAGGAAUGAGCAUGCCCGGGCUCGGCAACCUUCCCGUACCACCGCCAUCUGCUGCAGGUGCUGCAGGGCGCCUCCCAGUUCCGCUGCCCAAUUUUCCAGGUGGUAUGCCGGGCUCGAGCGAUGCCAUUGCGCAACUGAUCCAGAGCGCGCAACAACCUGGUGGUAUAGCAGGUCUCCCCCAUGACAUCUCGCUUCCUCCACCGCCACCUCACAUGUCGGGCAUCGACUUCUCCAAGAUCCAAUUCCCGCCUGGCUUUCCUCAGCCGCCCAGCGUGGGCAACUUUGCGCCAGGACAGGCCCCGCCGCCACCACCCGGCAUCUCUGGGAUGCCUGCUGGAUUCCCUGGCGCUGCACCGCCGGGCUUGCCAGGUCUGGACACGAGUGGGAUGGGAGGACUGCCUGGUAUCCCUGGGUUGCCGGUACCCCCACCAGGGAUGAGCAAUGGCGCUGGGAGCGCGGGCAGGAGAGCCAGGGCCCCGCUGCCUAGUCAGAGUGAUAUGCUCAAGGCGGAGCAGGCGAGGGGCAAUUUUCGACAUGCGAAGUAG